Messenger RNA from Striga asiatica, 375 nucleotides. The record is from the annotation of a GenBank genome assembly. Lineage: Eukaryota; Viridiplantae; Streptophyta; Magnoliopsida; Lamiales; Orobanchaceae.
AUGGCAGAUGACAUGUUCGCUGGCCUUCACAGCCAAAAAAACCUCCUUCUCGCUGGGGAUCUCCGAGUACUCGCCGUGGCCGUGGCUGGCCCACAUUGUAUCCUCCGAGCCUUUGUAUAUGUGGCGCCACUAGAUAGCCUUGAACGUCUGUAUUCCCGGAUUCAAGGCAAGGUCGACUGGCUAGUUAAUGAACCGCACCUUGAGGGUCUACUUGCUCGCGUCGGGAAGUCGUCGUCGGAGGUCGAUUCGCCGGAGGAGAAGAGCAGCGACACUGUGGGAUUCGCCGGUGGAGAAGAGAAGAGAAGCGGCAGCGACACUGUGGUAUUUAGGCGUGAAUCUUGGAGUGAAUCGCCGGAGGAGGAGAGCACUUGCUGA